AUGUGGCCGCCAUGGCUGCGGUGGUCGCUGCUGUUGGCAACCCUGGUGCCGUCGGGUGCGGAGCAGGUGGCGCCGUGCGGCUUCAACACGAUGUGCUCGUGCAAGGACGGCGGCGGAGGCGCGGCCGGUGGCCCGGGCGCGCGCAUCACCACCCUGCCCGCCGACGCCGCCCGCCCGCUGCGUGACGUCACCUGCCUCGGGGUGCCCUUCUCGCGUCUGCCACGUCUUCCGAGCGGCAGCGUGGUGGAGCACAUGGACGUCGUCAACUCGGGCCUCGAAGCGGUCGAGGCCGACUCUCUGGAGGUGCACAUCGAAUCCCUGCGCCUCAUGAGCAACCGCAUCCAGUACGUCGCACCGAGGGCCUUCGCGUGGAUGAAGGACACACUCAGAUCUCUGGACUUGAGCUACAAUCAGCUGGACGAGGUGCCUUUUGAGGCUCUGCAACUGCUGAGCGGGCUUGACUGGCUCAAUCUUCACAGCAAUCAGAUCGCGUCGUUGGACGGCCCCGGAUCGGACUGGGUGCGCGUCUGCGAGAACCUUACCAACUUGUUCCUCGGCGAGAACGAACUCGCCGAACUGCCGGUCAAGUACGCGGCUAACGGGAUCAACGGAAACGGCAUCAACGGCGGCGGCGGCGGCGCGGUCUCCUCGCUGCGGGACUGCAACAAGCUGACGUGGCUGAACGUGGACUCGAACCGGCUGCGCGCGCUGGAGGGGGGCGCGCUGCCGCCGUCGCUGCAGACGCUCAGCGCGUCGCACAACCUGCUGUCGGCGUUCCCCGCGGCCGCCGUGGACGCGCUGCCCGCCCUCUCGUGGCUCUACCUGCGCGACAACUACAUCGCCGACCUGCCGGCCGUGGCGCUGCGCCCACGCCGACACCGCCUCGAGCAGCUCGACCUCGGCGACAACGGCAUACACGCCAUCCCGGAGACGCUGUUCAACGGGUCGUUACAAGUCCGAGACCUGCAUCUGGACUACAACUACCUCACGGGGCUUCCAGCUCAGGUGUUCCGCGGCACGAACGCCGUCCGCAUCUACCUGUCCAUGAACCGGCUGCGCAGCCGCAACGUGGACCCGCGCGCCUUCGUCGGCGUGGGCCACACUCUGGAGGCGCUCGACCUCGAGCACAACCAGCUGGACGAGGUGCCCCGGGCGCUGUCGCAGCUCAAGCGCCUCAAGUACCUCUACCUGCCGUCCAACAACGUGUCCGACGUGGCCGACGACGCGUUCGACUCCUUCUGCAGCACGCUGCGGGUGCUGUCGCUGGAGGACAACCAGCUGACGCGGAUCCCGAGCUCGGCGCUGCAGAACUGCCUGCACCUGCUGCACCUCAACGUGGGCUACAACCGCAUCGACGAGGUGCGGCCCAGCGACCUCGAGGGCUGGGCGGGCUCGCUGGACACCCUGCUGCUGCGCAACAACAGGAUCGCCAGCCUGUCCGAGUUCACGUUCGUGCACGCGCCGCACCUGCGGGAGCUCAGCCUGUCCUUCAACAAGCUGGGCCACGUCCACCCCGACGCGCUCACCGACCUCGCCGACAGCCUCGAGAGUCUGGAGAUGAGUUUCGGGCUCGACAGAGAGGACUUUCCAGCGGAUUUCUUGAAACCGCUCAAGGCACUUUCUUGGCUUGCGUUGGACAAUAACGAACUGAGAACUGUGCAGGAGACUGAUCUCUACACGCUAACCAAGCUGCAGUACCUAAACCUAGAGUCUAAUCGUCUAACAUACAUACCUCCUGGAUUUUUUCAUCAGAAGGUGCACGCAAACCUACGCGACGUGCGCCUGUCGCACAACCAGCUGGAGCUGCUGGAGACGGACACGUUCUGGGGACUGCCGCAGCUGCAGACCCUGGUGCUGACGGGGAACCAGCUGCGCGGCCUGGCCCAGGGAGCACUCCGGGCGCUGCCCUCGCUCGUCACGCUACUGCUCGCCGACAACCGGCUGGCCACCCUCGCUCCAGGGGCGCUCUCCAGGCUGCCGGUGCUCUCCAGGCUCGACCUCCAGAACAACCGCCUGCACGAACUCUCGCUCGCCGCCUUCCUCAACGUCACCACGCCCGACACGCCCAUGGCACUCAAUCUCUCCUACAAUUCCAUCACCGUGCUGCACCCUGCCUACUCGGAAAUACACGUCCGCAUCCUCGACCUGUCACACAAUUUGCUUCCAGAGGUGCCAGUGAACUUCCUGCAGCGGAUGUCGAGCUCGCUGCGCCGCCUGUACCUGGGCUACAACCUGCUGUCGGGCCUGGAGGCGCGCGCGUUGGGCCCGCUGCAGCACCUGGAGGAGCUGUCGCUGCCGCACAACAGGAUCCUGUCGCUGGCCGCGCAGGCCUUCACCGGCUCCGGCGACUCCCUGCAGCUGCUGGACCUGUCGCACAACCACGUGGAGACGCUGCAGCUGCGCCAGUUCCACGGGCUGCCGCGCCUCCGAGUGCUCGACCUGUCGCACAACCACAUCCGGUCGGUGCCGCGCGACGCCUUCCGCGGAACUCAGCUGGAGCGGCUGGACCUGUCGCACAACCAGCUGGUCGUGAUGCCCAGCGGCGCGCUGGCCGAGGUGGGCGCCACGCUGCGCCGCCUGCGCCUGUCGCACAACCAGCUGGAGCACCUGGACAGCAGCAUGUUCCCCGAGACAGCGCACCUGGUCGCCCUCUUCCUGGGCCACAACAGGCUCACCAUCCUGCCGGACAACGUCUUCUCUGGCAUCGAUGGGCUGCUCGAACUGAACCUCGCCAACAACUCACUGCGAGCCAAUUUUAAGGAGCUCUUCCACUACGUCCAGCGGCUGCGAACGCUCAGCCUCGCCCACACGGGGCUGGAGGAGCUACCUUCUCUGCCACUGCCACACCUCCUGCGCCUGAAUCUGAGUGAGAAUUCCAUUGGAAAAGAUGAAAGGGACGCUCACCUCGAUGCAGCUUCAGCGAGAGACCUCACCCGCCUCCGGCAACUCUCGCUCUCUGGGAAUCGCUUGUCUUCUGUUCCAUCGAGGAUAUGGCCAAUGAUGCCUCUUGUGAAGAACAUUGACCUCACCAGAAAUCCUAUAAAGGUAGUUACGCGAGAGAGCUUCUCACACCUGACACGGCUCACCACACUCAACGUGGAGGACCUGCCGUACAUGGAGCGGUUCGACGCGGACUCGCUGACCGGGCUGCCGCUGCUGACCAAGCUGCGCAUCCAGACGUGGCCCAAGAUCGAGAAGUACCGCUUCCGCGUGGGCAGCGCGCUGUCGUCGGUGUGGUCGCUGCGCGAGCUGUCGGUGCGCGUGCUCGAGCCGGUGCUGAGCGACCAGCUGCUGGGCGCCUUCAGCAACGCCAAGCUGCGCCGCCUCGAGCUCAGCGGCUGCGGCCUGGUCGCCAUCACGGCCGACGCGCUCGAGGGCCUGGCCGACAGCUCGCACGAGCUGCAGCUGCGCGUGCGGGACACCGGCCUCCAGGAGCUGCCGCCGGGGCUCGUCGCAGGGCUGGCCGCCCACGUGCCGCACCUGGCGCUCGACCUACGCGACAACCGCUUCCGGUCGCUGUCGCCCUCCGACCUCUACCCCAACGGCUCCAGCUGGGAGAGCGUCGGCACCAGGCCCUUCGCCGGUGGCCUGCUGCUGUCGGGAAACCAGCUGACGUGCGACUGCGGCCUGGUGUGGCUGGGCCACUGGCUGCGGCGGUGGCUGCGCGAGUCGCUGCAGAUCCACACGGUGGUGGUGGAGGGCGCGCAGGAGAUGGCGGCGGCGGCGCGCCGCGCCACCUGCCGCGACGCGCGCUCCUCGCGCGAGGUGGCGCUGCUGCAGCUGCGCGCGCCAGACCUCUCCGUCGCCUGCAACCCGAGCGCGCUCAGCCAGGGCGGCGCCGCCCCGCGCGCCGCAAAGACACAGAAUGAUGCACCAAUUGACAAAAAGCUGUCGAGCUUUUAUCCAUGGGUGCCUGAAAAAACUGUUGCAGUUUACUGA
Molecule: messenger RNA, 3939 nt
Organism: Schistocerca piceifrons (Central American locust)
Lineage: Eukaryota; Metazoa; Arthropoda; Insecta; Orthoptera; Acrididae
Product: chaoptin-like
Exons: 10
Coding region: 1-3939 (1312 amino acids)
Molecular function (GO): protein binding
Source: RefSeq, a predicted model, not a curated record